AUGGUGAGUGAAAAACGCGAUGCUCUUUUGCACAUUAAACUUCCACAUGGCCUAAUUAAAGAAUUCUCUAAAAGGAAAAUUUAUUUCUAUAACUUUAGGAACAAAGGUGUCUUAGUUUUUUUCGAUUUUCUUAUUCUCUCUCUCACUUCAGAGCUACAUCUUUCGUUCGUUCCUUUUUCAAAAUGCGUAUCGUCCUCCUUUCUUCGUAAUUCGAACUUGGCCUUAUUUUAUAUGCGAUGUUUUUUCCAAAGGGUAAAAUCUGGCUGGACUUUCCAGAAUCAUCUGAGUAUCAUGGGCCACUACAUUAUACAGGCAUUGAUCAGGAGACCUGGUACAGUGUUACAAUGACAGGCAUUGUGAGUGUGUGGUACAUUGUUAACCAAAUAUGGCGGGAAAAUUGACCUUGCUAACUGAAAGCAAAUCAGUAGUGUUCCCAAUUCAAUUAUAGGCGGGAAACUUUCAUCGACCCAAAUAGGUUUUCUAUCACCCGAAUGUUAAAGUUAGAUACAUCAGUUAUACGCGAAGAUUUGAACAUUAUGCUUUUGAGCGUCACCCUCAAAUUAAUUUUCUCAUUAUUAUUCACCAGAUCAUCUCUUUAUGCUAAAAACAUACCCAUUAUGCCGGUAUUAUAAUCGGCAUUAUGUCCAAAAUUACGCCGGCAUAAUGUAUCUAUAAACCCUGUUAAAGAGCUGGUGUAAGGCUGUAAAAGCAAGAAACCAUUGAUGGUGGCGUUAAAGUCUUAACCGAUUUUUUGAAAGAAGACCAUGAUCGUACUUGAAUAUUUGGGGAGCAAGGCAAGGGUGGCGCCGUGGCACUACGUUGAGAGCACUCGCUUCCCACCAAAUUAAUGUAGCCGGGGUCCCGGCGUCGACGCCAUAUGUGGGUUAAGUUUGUCGUUGGUUCUCUCCAAACAACAACAACAACAACAACAAUUUAUUCAAUUGUCAAAUAAUUUAAGUCUAUGUUACCCACAAUUAGCGGAGCUAUUCUAGGUGGGCAACAAUACAAUAAUUGUCUCCUAUAAAGUCGGCAAAAGGACAUAAGUAAAGAGAGAGAAAAAAUAAAAUGAAAAUAAAUAAAUAAAAGGUAGCACCUAUAGAUAUAAGGAAGGAAAACACUUUAACUGAAUAAGGAGUUCAGGUAGCAACUGGCAAUGGUACUCAUAUCAACAUACACAUUCUUAGUCUCCAAAACCUUAAUCAGUAAUUUUCGUAAUUUACGCUUGAAAGGAUCUUUGCGCUGUUCACGUAACGUAAGAGGAAUUUUGUUUCAAAUUCUUACACCACUUCUAGAAAAAGAUAAUAAUAGCUGAUUGAGUCUAAAUCUCUGGACAUAAAAAUUACCUGCAGCAGAAAAUCUGGUAUAAUGAGAAUGUAUCACGUUAGAACGGACGAACAAUUCAGAAAUUUUAGAACGGGCCCGGUUAUUGGAGAUAUCGUGCAUUAGGAUAGCCCAUUAUUUAAAGUACAGCAAAUUCAGAAGCAAAACACCAAGACCUGACGAACAGAGGUAUGGCAUGAGCUCUCCUGUCAGAAAAGUACAUUAACCGUAGACUUCGUUUUAGAAUUAGAAUUUUGUUCAGACUUGAAUUGGCAGCUUGUCGCCAUGCAGUUAGUCCAUAGGAAAUGUACGGUUCGAUUAAGGAACGAUAAAGUUUUAAGAGAGUACUGGUAGGCACAAAAUGCCUAAGCCUGGCAAUGAUGUCUACCCCUUUGCUUUUUUUGACCAAAUAUAGUCUAUGUGGUACCUCCCUUGCUCCGAGAGGUUUUUCUCCAGGUACUCCGGUUGCUCCGGGUACUCCAGCAUUUCCAAAUUCCAAUUCGACCCGGAAUCAGGUAGACGAAGAACUACCGUGGAUGUGCUACCUUCAAAUCGUUAUUUAUUUAUUUAUAUUGGACGUGGUAAGACCAAACCUGUAGAGGCUAUAUAUAAUAUAACAUAAGAUCUUUAAGUAGUUAAUAUGUUUAAAAUAAACGUAAUCAUAAAGAAUGUAGAAACAGAAAAGAAACCUUUCUAGCUAUUUAAUAUUAUUAUACAUCAGACUCACUAUGAAAAAAAAUGUGAUUGGUCGAGAGCAUUCAAUCAAUUCACAAUAGCUUGUGAACUUGACAUGAUAAAUGCAAUAUCUGCUGCAGAUAUUGCAUUUACCAUGUCAAGUUCAACGUCUGCCUGGUUACCAAGCCCCUUGGAGUGUUCUCCUUAGAAACAGAAUGGCUGAAUGUCUUCUUUUGCCUAUUGUUUAAAAAAUGUAUAAUAAAACAAUUAUUGAAUUCGGUUUUCGCAUGAUAUUAUGAAUUAUCAAAACCUCGUGUCUGUAUUAUCUGCCUCAGCCUUCGGCUUCGGCAGAUAACACAAACCUCGGUUUUGAUAAUUCAUGAUAUCAUGCUCAACCUCAUCCAAUAAUUGUUUAUUAAAUGAUGUCGCUAAAACUUAGCUGUGACAAACAGAAUCAUACACGGCAAAUGUCGAGCAAAAUGCAGACUGUACUUUACCUUUUAACAUCUGUCAAUGUAUUGUUGUAUUUCAGGAUGUUGCUGGCAACAGCCUAGGUUUGCUACCUCCGAGUUUUUCAUCUGCUAUUGUGGAUAGUGGUGAGUUCCUUAGAAACAGGCAGUAACGAUUUGUUGGGCAAAGAAGGAUUUGUUGUUGAUCUUUGCAGUUUGCACUUAAGGAAGCGUGUGUUAUAUGAAACCUGUGGUUAGAGCGCUAAACCAAGCGAUAAGUACUCGAAUCCCGUUGCCUCGGGACCCCGAGAUUGAGACGUUUGUCAUGCAGUAACCAAUUACUUCUCGUGCGUUUGUCGAGGAAGAUUUAUGUCAUGAUUCAUUUAAAAAAGAAGAAAUUAAACACUUGUAAUCUGCUACCCAGAUCUCGCUGGCGUCUGUCUGUAGGUCUGGAAAUCUUAGCUCGAGACCAGUUUCAUACUUUAACUUGGCUGCGAGGCUGAGGGGAAUGAAAUAAAAAAAAAAUCAUUAUUUCCUGAAUCUCGAUGCGACUUCUUUCGUUUUAUAUCCCUCAGUCUCGAUGCAAAGUAUGAACCUUAAUAAUAACUUAACUGGUCGAUUAGGGUUAGGCUACUCGAUCCCCAUCUAAAACUACCUAAGCAGGAAAACAUCCAAUCAUAUAUGGAUUUUUGUGUCGGCAGGUACAACGGACAUCUUAUUACAGCCUGAAAUAUACGAGGCCGUUAUAGCAGAGCUAAAAACGGUGAGAUAAUAUAUAUAUUUAGCCAGGGCUAAAAGCGAAGCUCUCGAUUAUAUUUAUAGUUUGUUCAAACAAAAUAUAAAAUCGUGUAAUGCUAAGCGGUGGAAAACGGUGAAAAACAACAAUAGGUCUAAUUAGCAAAAAAGCAACUUUACACGCGCAGCACUCUUUUUUUGUAGAUUUCUUUGCCGUUGUUUUGUACGACCACAACGUGAAACUUCUAGAAACUUCUUAGUUACACGUUUUAUGGAGGAAAUGUCGUACGUGUUCUCGUUCACUUUUUUUCACUGCCGCUCAUUUUCACAUUGCAUUGGUGGCCGCAUUCUCAUUUUGUCACCGCCGCUACACAAUUUCCGUGUUGCUCUUCCAACAAAAAAAAUGCCUCCUUUGUUUUUUAUCUCUCUGCUCUAAAUCUCUGUCGCCCUUUCUCUCGUUGAGCUUCGCUGGCCUGCCGCCCACGUUCUCUUUUUCUCUGUCUUUCUCUUGCUCUAUAUUCCAAAUUUGUGCACAUGACAAUUUAUCUAACCUUAAUACUUUAGGCAACACGGAUAAAGAAACAAUUUCCGCUUUCCGUUUUCGUCUUUCUUGACUCUUUUGUUCUCUUUGCUUUACAAGACGCUGGUGGCUAUGGGAAUUCCCGCCAAAAUAACCUCGAGUUGCAUUUGGGUUGCCAUACCUGUUGAUUGAGUUAUUUUACAUUGGUAUGCCUGUGGUGCGGACGGACGGUCUCUCGGGCAGGCGGUCGGUGUACGGUCGCGUGAUUACCAAAUUUUCUUGGAUGGGUAAAUUACUUCAUUUUCUCACCCGCGGUGCUCCGCUGGCGCGCUUCGCGCGCGAGAGCUCCCCUAUUAAUCAGAUACCAGAAAGCAGUAAUUCUCACUGGCUAAGCACCUACAGUGUAUUUUGGAAAUCACCGUACCCUACUCGGCCGGGUUGUUCAAAGCUGGGUAAGAAUAUCCCAAGGUUAAUGCGAAAUUUCAAUUCGAAUAUGAAGGUUUAAAAAGGAAAAUAAGUUUAAUUCAUUUUGUCUACAAUUUGAUGAUUGGACGCUUUAUAAAGAAUACAGAAAAUUAUCCGAGAAAAUGCUUUGGAACAAAAGAAAAAGAAACCCGGAUUAAAAGUUAUUUCCGGUUUAGCGCUAAUCGGCCUUCGAACCACUAGCUCCAGAUAAGUUAGUUAUCUCAGACUAGCAGGUAACUAGUCUGUUCGUUGCGCGACCAAUGCAUGAUUUCCAGGAGCAAUGACAAACUGUGUUCCAUGCGACAGUGUGUCUGUCGCCAUUUUCUUCAAAGUAAUGUACAGUAAAACAAUUACUAGUUGUGUUUCGUGAUACGCGGAAUAAUCAAGGUCUGGGCUGAUAGCAAUUUGCUCGACCUUGAUUUCUCGGAUAUUACAAAAACCUCAUUCAAUAAUUGUAAGAUGUUAUAAAUCCCUCUUCUUUAAAUGCAGCCAUAGAAUUAUCAUUGUUAUUAUUAUUACCAUUAUUAUCGUCAUCAACGCCCUGCUCUUCACUAUAAUUAUCAUCAUUAAAGUUAUUGUCACUAUUGUCGUGAAAAUGACUAUUUUUAUGACGGUUUUGUCAAUACGGUAAUGAUGCUGAUUUCGACCUUUAGCCAUGACGUAAUGCAGGCGUUUUCUCACUUUUGCGAUCACUCCACGUCUUUUUGCAUAAUUAAAAAAGUUGCGGAUAUGCCAAAAAACUUCUUACCUGGGUAAAAAUCCAUGACCAGUCAGUUUUAUUUAACACUCACGUAACUUGCUUUAACCUCAUUGUCAUUUUAUUUUGUUAGCGUGGGCCGCCAGUGGACGAACGCUUUUGGAACAGUUAUUGUGUUGAUACAGAUCCUUACCAGUGGCCCUAUCUUACCAUCUAUCUUAAGGACAUGAGUGAGUUGAACGAUCCUUAUUAAUGCCGAACGCUCUCAGAUAUAUUUUGUAUAUGCAGAUUGUCGAGGCACUUAAUUUAAUGCUUAUAUUUUGCGUUUUUCCUCUGCAGUUGGAGGUUCAUUUGGUUUGACAAUUCUCGGAAAACACUAUGUCAGAAAGCAAGAGUGAGUCAUUCAGAUUAGCAAACUGGUAUUAAAGCCGCGACGCACUCUUGAAACCUCUUUGAUUCGUUUCUCUUUUCAAAUGUUACAGGUUAAAUUUGAUUUCAGGUUGAUUUUGAUUUAAUGUAGGUUGCUUCUCAAUUUCGAAUGUCUCCUGGCCAUAGAAGAAAAAGGAAAUUGAGAAUCAACCUAGGUUAAAAAAAUUUAACCUGAAAUCAAAUUUUACCUGUAACACAAAUACCACAGUUUAGGUACGAUUGCUCAGGUCCUCAUCGUGAUCAAGACAGUUUUAAGGAGUCAAGAAUAAUUUUGAUUACCAGAUACUUAACAGUUAUUGGACGAGGUUGAGCAAAGUAUCGUGAUUUGUCUGUGGCGAGCAGAUCAAUUAUUUGCCGAAGCCGAAGGCCGAGGCAAAUAAUUGAUCCAAAUUUGCUUCGAAUGAUAACUGCAAUUAUCAUUCGAAGCAAAUUUUUCUUUCUUUUUAUUGGCCGAGAGCACACCAAGUGACCUGCAAAUAACUGCCUACAAAUAAUGGUCCGCUCAUGCGCAAUGCUGUCCAACAAUUGGCUGUAAAUAAUAUUCUGCUCAUGCGUAAGGAAACCGUGCUUUUCUCCGUCUUGCGAUCGUUCUUGCGUGAAAAUGGCAGAUCGCUUCGCUUCCCAAGGAUAUUCAUUAAAAAAAACAAACUCGAUCGAAUGAUAAAACAAUUAUUGAACUCAGUUAUCGCAAAAUAUCGUGAUUUGUCAGUGUCUCGCAGAUCAAUUAUUUGCCUCAGCCUACGGCUUCGGCAAAUAAUUGAUCUGCUCGCCACAGACAAAUCACGAUAUUUUGCUCAACCUCGUCCAAUAAUUGUUAAUUAUUUGGAGCAAAUUUUUUUUUAACACAAAGUUAUAGUGGUUAACGAUGUCAAGACUGACUUUGGUGCAACACUCACAAUUGGUGUAACACUCACAAGUUUAGAGCUCGAUUUGAACUGCCCCUUUUCCAAGGCCUCUACCUGUUUGGGCUUCGUUCUCUGGAGCUCGGUACUUUUUAUACUGAUUUCUAUUGACUACAACUCUGAUAUUUACUUUAUUUAAACUCAGCAUGGGUAAGUAUUUCUAGCUUAUUUCUUUCUCGCUUUGUAAAAACUUAGCUGAAAUAGGCGCCUUUUAUAUAUGUUAAAGCGAAUUCCACUGCCUCAGUAUCGGUGUCAAACGCUCUGGAGCUGUACUUGGUGAAGUGGUCAUGGAAGGUAACGUGGUAGUGUUUGAUCGAGCCAAUCAGAGAAUAGGAUUUGCACCCAGCAACAUUUCACAUGCAGAGGCUGGGCCUUGUGGUAAGAGACGUAUUGUUAAUUAUAUUUAGUAAUAUAUUUUAUUCCUUGGUGUUUCCGGCGGUAAAUACAUAUCUUUGUUUCCUGUUUGUUUCUGUUUUAGUCUUUCUCAUGUACGAACUUUAUUAUUUUGUUCUAGGAAAUCCCAUUCGUGUCAAUAACACUGUGAAAGGUACGUCUCGCGGUAAUAAGUUGCCGGCAACUGACCCGACCAUCUCCGGCCUAUAAAGUGCUAUAAAACUGAUGAUAGAAACAUCUACAUUUGUAUUGUAUUUCACAACACUGUAGCCUCCCUUGAGCUUGUUAAUCAAGGGACUAAGGCGUUGAUCGAGGACCCUGUAAGGUGAAAACCAUCCCCUAUCUGUUAUAUGUAUUGAUCGAUAGGCACUUUAGGGUCAGAGGAACGUUGAAUGUUUCACAUUUCUCUUUGGGUCCUUCAUCAAAUUAAGGGAAGAAUGUGCUUCGCCUGUUUUUGUGUCGAGGUUCACCUUGAGUACUGUGAUUAGAGAACCUAUUUGACUGUACCAUUUCUUAGCUAAACGCUCAUAAUAUAAAGUAGCAGUGCAGGCGUAUUAACAUUUCAGGUGGGCGAAAUCUUUUUUAUGUUCAUAUUGUUGUAGCCGCCAUAUUUGAUUUUGUGACAGAGGAAGAUUGGGGGGAGUAGAAAUAGUAACCCUUAGGGUAGGUGCGAGGGCGAAAGAAGGAGAGCGGGAAGGGGGUUAGGGUUAGGGUUAACAUUCGCACGCCCGAAGAAAACGCCUGCACUGCAGGCUAAAUAUAAAGGUCCAUCCCAUCUCCAUGUAAGCGACAGACGAAGUAACUCGAAACGAAAGACAAAACUCAAAGCGCUUUUUUUCAACUUUACUUUCUCUUUUUUCUUGUUAGGUCGUCUUCAUAAAUACUGUCGCGCUGACGAAAUGCCGCAAGAGACGUGUUUCAUGGAAUGCAACUCCUGCGUCAAAUAUGGAGGCAUCUGGUGUCCAAAGGGUCACGUGGUUGUCUGGAUCAAUGGUGUCAGGUUAACAAAUUUUGCUUUAAAUCUGCCACUUUUUACAAAUGAUGUGGAACCUUUGUCGUUAGAAAUAAAGUCCAGAAAGAAAAACAACCUCAAAUGUAUGCUAUGUUCAAAUGAAUAUUUAAAUAAUUAUUGUAGCCAUUAUCAAUACCUUCUUAGCCAUCCAUGAACGAAAAUUCCAUUAAAUAAAAGUGAAAAUCCUUUCACGUCAUUGCAGGUCAGUCUUAAGUACAAAGAGAGGCUUCUGCUGGCCAGGUAAAUACUUAAUACCGUAUUUAUUCGAUUAACCGCCCUGGGCGCUUAUUAAAUUUUUGGACUUUGAGAGUGGGCGCUUAUUCGAGGUGGGCGCUUAUUCGAGGCUGGGCGCUUAUUAAAUUUUCACCAUUUUCAGCAAGUGAAGUAUGUUUAUUUGGCAACAAAACAAUAAAUGCUAAUAACAAAACGCAAAGCAAGGUUUCUGUAAAAUACUCUGAAGAAAACUCCGUCCUCGGGGAAGUCUCUUAUUAGAAUUUAUUCACUCAAGUGGGUGGGGUAGGGGUGAGCGCUUAUUUGAGUUUGAUUGGGAGGAGGAGGGGGUGGGCGCUUAUUCGAGGCUGGGCGCUUGAUAACUUUUUCUGCCUUUAGGAUGGGCGCUUAUUCGAGGUGGGCGCUAAUUCGAGGCUGGGCACUUAUUCGAAUAAAUACGGUAUAAGCGUUACUUAACUUGCCUAGCGUUCCUUAUCUCGGUGCGCGGUCUUUUCACCAGCCACUGAUCUCUCAUUGACUCCUGAAAUUCAAUUCUAGGGGGGCUGUUCACUUUAGAUGCUACGAAAGUUCAGACGUUUCUUACCGGUCAUGGAAGCGCUGAAUUUCAAGCACAUUGUGAUUCGCUUGUGCCGAUGUACAAACAGUGUUCAGGUAUAUAGACACUAAAAGCCCCUUGUUCAAUUGUUCCAAGGUGUAAGACUCUUUAUUUGGUAUCACGUCAUCUCCGCUUUUACAUGUGGCAAUGAAUGGCUGAAAAAAACUCUCCCUCUCACAUUCCCGUGCAAGUUGAACUUUUAAUGUCCUCUUGAAUGAGUUUUUUGAAUCAUUCUCUCCUCGUCACGUCACGCUAAGCUCUUUCCAGGUAUACUUACACUUAAACAAUGUAUCCAACGAUGCCAUUCAACUUUCUCCCCCUUCAGGAGACCUAUUAAGUUAGGUUAGCACACAGAUUCUAAUCUGUCAAUAUAUAAAUGUACUUUUGUUGUUUAUUUCAGUGGAGGGUAUUUGGAUCCUGCUUUUGGGUGGCUUCCUGUUCUUUAUUCUCUGUUCGUCGUUUCUAUACUUCACCUGCCGAGCAGGCACGAAAAUUCAGCCGGCUGACAAACGACGAAGUCCGAGUAUUUCCGAUAAAUCUCUAAGUUCGCAAGAUGGCUUCCUUUCCAGCAGAUAA
Messenger RNA from Porites evermanni, 8999 nucleotides. NCBI's taxonomy places the organism in Eukaryota, Metazoa, Cnidaria, Anthozoa, Scleractinia, Poritidae. The record is from the annotation of a GenBank genome assembly.